Rosa rugosa (rugosa rose) is the source of this 612-nucleotide messenger RNA. RefSeq lists its product as uncharacterized. Bases 8 to 472 code for a protein of 154 amino acids. The record is from RefSeq and is a predicted model, not a curated record. The transcript is spliced from 2 exons. Lineage: Eukaryota; Viridiplantae; Streptophyta; Magnoliopsida; Rosales; Rosaceae.
AGCCGCCAUGAGUAUUAGCCCAACUGGACAGCAGGACCUGGAACAACUGGUGAAACUCUGUGAUCCACCAACAACAGAGUUAGAGGAAAUCCUCAUCGAGUCCACUAACGCUGCUGGUUGCAAGGUAGAAGAACCAAAGGCUUCCGAUUACACGUAUUAUUGUAGGAUUUGCGAUGAGAAUUGUGAUCACAGCACUGAGACGUGCCCUGACAGAUCUGGGAAAUUUAUAACAGUUUGUAGGGUUUGUGACUGUCUCCCAUGUAAAAAUGAGGCUGACCACAAGGAAGACCAUUAUGAACGAUUCUUUUUUUGUCAUCUUUGUAGUACGAUUGGUCAGCACUUGACUGAAAUGUGCCCUGACAUGGAUUCCGACAUGGGUGACGAGGACUGGGGUUCUGACAUGGAUGACGAGAACAGGGAUGAGAAGGGUGAUUUUCCAGAGAAUACACAGAGCGCCGCUAAAGCUGCAUAGAGAAUGUCAAUACCAACUUUAGCUAGUUCCUCGAUUAUUUUUGAAUUUUACAAUUAUAUCUGAUUGAUGUACCACAAUUCUAUAUUAAUUACAUGAUCAAUUGUACGUCGUCGUUCUCUUCAAUCCAUGAUCAUUAUUCA